AUGGCUUUAUAUUUAAAAGUAACUUACGUUUUAUUACUGUCUUCCACUGGAGACAGCAGUUCUCUAUCUCUGAGAAAGCACAAAGAUAGACACCCAGGAAUUCUCAAACCUAUCAAGAGCAAUAUUUCUUCUGGCUGCUCUCUCCUCAAGGUUUCUAACCAGGAUAUUUCUCUGGUUAGGUGCAAGACUACCCCACGAUGGUAUAGCUAUACCAUUCGUAUGCUGGCGAGCAAGUCUGCCAAUGGCACUGUAAAGAAGCCAAGCUUCUUUGGUGUUACCCCUGUAACACUCCCGGCUGAGAGUACCCAACUGUUAGGUUGUCCUUGGGGGGAAGGGCAUGGGAUGGUGUUGCCACCAAUGACCGGCUGCAAACGGUUCACAUCAGGAGGGUUACCUCAGACGGGCUGUUCAGUGGCGGCCUCACUGCCCUCAAACCUGGCCUCAAACCUGGCCUCAAGCCAGGCAUAUGCUGUCUCCAGCAUCACCAGUCGAAGGUUUAAUUGCACAAUGUUGAGCAAUGACAUUUUUAGAACUGUAAAGAAGAUGUAA
This is a messenger RNA of Phycomyces blakesleeanus NRRL 1555(-), 549 nucleotides long. RefSeq lists its product as hypothetical. The transcript has 3 exons. The coding region runs from base 1 to 549 and encodes 182 amino acids. The record is from RefSeq and is a predicted model, not a curated record. Lineage: Eukaryota; Fungi; Mucoromycota; Mucoromycetes; Mucorales; Phycomycetaceae.